Saccostrea echinata is the source of this 1856-nucleotide messenger RNA. Its product is annotated as nucleolar and spindle-associated protein 1-like. Gene Ontology annotation, biological process: mitotic cytokinesis; establishment of mitotic spindle localization; mitotic chromosome condensation. The coding region runs from base 35 to 1435 and encodes 466 amino acids. The record is from RefSeq and is a predicted model, not a curated record. Gene Ontology annotation, molecular function: microtubule binding. Gene Ontology annotation, cellular component: mitotic spindle; nucleolus; microtubule. NCBI's taxonomy places the organism in Eukaryota, Metazoa, Mollusca, Bivalvia, Ostreida, Ostreidae. The transcript has 9 exons.
CUUGUGUGAGUGUAUCAGUGCCAACAUUUCAACGAUGGAUGACAGUAAAUUGGAGAAAAUGAAGUAUAAUGAGCUUCAAAAGUUAGCAAAGCAAAAUGGAAUCAAAGCAAACAUGAAACUUGAUAAACUAAGGAAAGCUUUAUUAGACCAUUUCAAGACAAAGACAAAGAACAUGGAAAAGCCUCAGUCAAAUGACAAUGGUGUCACACCAAAGUCUACAAUAGGGAAGGCCUCCAAGACACCAACCACAACAAAGACACCUAAUGUUGUGAAAACACCUAAUGCAUCAAAAGUAGUUCCUGUGGCUAGAAAACUGAAAGAUGAGAAGACUCCAAAAAAUAUCAGUUCACCUAAACCUGCUCCAAAAGCCUCCAAAGCCACAGAAAUUCAAUCCACCACUACAUCCUCUGGGUCAGGUUCUCAUCAGAAAAGAUCCAUACCAGAAGAGCCAACUCCAGAGCCACCGACAAAGAGGAGAAGGUCCACUUUUGAGAAAGUCCCCACUCCUGAGUUACACUCUGACAAGGCCCCUGAAGUAGAACACACCAGAAGGAGUACAUAUGUUGUCAAGACACCUCAGUCAGAGAAAAAGUCAGACAAAGUAAUGAAGACACCAAAAGAGAUUGAAACUAAAACACAGAUUCCCCGAUUUGCAGCUUUUCUUGCCAAGAGGAAGCAGGAGACAGAAACAGAGUCCAAGCCAAUAACGCCUGGAAAAAAUAAAGACUGGAAGAAAAUUCAUGAAAGAAAUUUUGAUAAGAUGGAAUCCAUUGACGAAUACCUUGAAAAGAAAAGAAAAAGGAAUGAAAACUAUGCUGAUUCUGUGAAGAAGACCAAACAGAUCCUAAAUGAUACAUUAGCUAUGGUGAAUAAACUAAAGAGCUACAAAACCCCAACAGCAAUAGUGGAUGAGAAGAAAAAGAAAUUUAUCAACAAAACACCUAAUGCAGUUCCCUUCAAGCCAAGUGUCCUAACAACACAGGAGAUGAACCUGAACUUCUCAGAAAGUAGGAAGUCACCCAGAACAAGUUCAGCUACCAAGCCAUUCAAACCCACAGUGUUCUCCACAAAGAAUAUGAACCUCAACUUUUCAUCUCCCACACCCUCCAGAAAGUCUACUUCAUCAGCAUUUAACAAGUCAAAGACUACACCAUUCAAAUUCAAUGCCUCACUAAACAACACUUUAAAUGGUUCUAUGUCAGCCAAAAGACCGACCUUUGACCUUCAGGCUAGUCUUGCACGUCCAAUGACCUGGAAGGCUCAUAAAGGGAAGCUGAAACCUUUCAACAGUCAGGCUGCAUUCAACAAAUCCAGCUCCAUCAGUGUAAAAACCCCUAACACACAAACACGGGAUGACAGAAGGAAAGUAAUGGCAGCUAAAAGAUCUAGUGCUAAAUUCAACACUGCCAUGGAGAGGAGAGGAAUCAAGUCAUAAAUUGACCAAUAUAUGAAAGAAUAUGUCCCUAGUCUUCAUGUCAUUUACACAUCAAAUUUUCACUGAAUUCAUUUGGUAGGCUGUUCUAAAAUUAAUUCUAUGCUUAACAUCACCUGAAAACUCAAGGGAGAAAAUUCAAAAAGAUUUCAAAGAAAUGAGUAUUAAUCAAAAUACCUGAAUACCAUGGAAAUUUGAAUACCAGUCAACAUAUAGGCUUAUUGUUUAGAUUUAUCUUAAUAAUAAAUCUUAGUUAAAAAGAUAACUUCAGUGAGUAUUCCAAAUAUACUUCUAAACGGACCCAAAUGUUGUCUAUUCCUAUGAAAGGCAGUUUUUUAGUUGCUAAAAAUUCAAGCAAACUGGAAUAGAUUUUUUUUUUAAGCAAUGAGAGCUGCAUUUUUGAGAAUUUUAUUUUGCUGUUAAA